GAAGAUAAAAGUAGACAAGACUUCAGAUGAAGAACAGCUGAAAGAUGAACGCUUAUUCUUGCAAAUCAUGGAUUUUUUUUAGUAAAGUUAUAUUAUGUUCUAUGCUAUGAAAUAGAGAAAUGUUUUAAUUAAAAUGAAUCCUGAAAAUUCCUAAAAAAAAAAUAAACCACCAAGGAUUCUCAACUUCCAUAGGACAUCUUUCGACAACGCUCCUAGAUUAUAUCAGUCGCCUAUAGAAUGGUAUCUAUGUCAAAUAGAUGCUGUUCAAAAAUACAUUGAGACAUUCGAUACCCCUUGAUAAAAGUUAAAGUGGAAAAGCUAGAAAAUAUCCCUCCCAGAACAUCACCUUCCUAUCGUUCCUGAAAAGUUUUGAGCCUCUCCUAGAUUAGAAUCGCUCCGCCGCCUCUGGGUCAGGUACUGAUUGAAAGCCAGUAUCCGUCACCGACCAGCAAUCAUAAACUCUGAAAAUAAUAUGAAGAUCUCCAAAAGCAUUAUAUAAGACAGAUUUCUGUUUUUAAUUGACGAUGUAGUUAUAAUCAACUGUUGUUAUACAGUUAUAUAGCAUUAGAUGUUUACUAUAUAUUGUAAGCGAUAGCGAUUUUUUCAAGCUAUUUAUGCUUGAAUAAGACGAAAUAAUUAUACUUGGUAUGACAAAAAAUAAUUCCUAGUGAAUAAUACAAUGUUCUCGGGAGAUCACCCGGAGACUUUUAUUCAAAUUUCAAUUUCCCAUUUGAUAGAGACUAUUAUCAUCUAGUUUUGGCAGAUGCGUAAAGAUGCGGAUUUAAGGCGACCCCCAUUGCCUACUCAAAAUUUUCAUUUUUUCCUUAUGUGUGAUAUGAAGAUUUAUAUGUCCUCUAUCUAAUGAGUACAUUUUAAGAAGGCGAAAUCACCUUUUUGUGUAUAAAAAACUUGAAAAAAAAAUUUAUGCUAAAAAAGAUAAAGAGUGCAACUUCCUUUGGUUUUUUCUCAAAAUCAAAUUUUCAAAGAAAAAAUUGAAGUUUUCCACCCUUUCCUUCAACACGAUCCGACUCAUUGAGCUCAAACUUGUUGCAUGUGUACGUCGAUCGAAUUGAGGUGUGUCUUUGUUUUUUCGCUUGCAAAUAUUGUACCAAUGAAGUUUUGCAAAUUUUACAAAAUUAGUACCAUUCGGUAAAAAGCAUCUUUUAAUGAUUUUUUGUUAAUGCCUUCAGUGUUUUUCUUCUCCUGGGCAUCAGAAACAAUAUUUCUCAAAGCAAAAACGAAUGACACAACCAGAUUUGAUCCUAGUUGCCAUGGAAAGAUUUCAACCCUAAAAAACGCACUGGUUGUCACAAAUCACGGCGUGAACCGCAGAGAGUCAACACAGAAGUUUCAAAGCUGCCUCUGACAUUUGACCUGUGACCCCACCCCUUCGUCUUAUUAUCUCGUCGCCUCAUUAGGUCGUUGCGUAACCAGCAGCCCUACACCCGCACCCACACGCCGAGGUAACGAGGUAAUCAGGUAACGAAAAUGAGAUCGACAGUUUAAGGUUUCCUUGGCGCGACUCGUUGCGGUAACGCCGUGACUUGUGGCAAGCACUCAAAAAACUUAGUGCGGACAUGUGAGGAAGAGGGGAAACUUCAGGCCAUUUUUUGUUCUUGUACUCGCAAGAUCUUCGAGAUGGAAGCAUUUAGGGAUUUUGAGCCUAUGGCAAGUUUUACUCUACUUAUCGAGAUAUAUCGACCCUGCAAGUUUUAAAAAGUUUCGGUGAAUCGUUCUCGAGAAAAAUCGAAAGGAGGGAGAGCGGUCCCGUUAAACUCUUACCGGGAUACAUAGUCUCAAAUAUAAACGUCGACGUAAAUCUGCUUCCACUAAUUUCUACUGUUAUUGCUUAUCUUCCAGAUCGCCGGAGUUUUAAAUAGACAAUGCGAUAUCAAACAUAUACCUUUUUUAAGUUUUACAUUGACUCGUUCGUUCAAGAAUCCGCUUUUAAAAUCUUAGGAAUUAAUAGUUCAAAAUAGCUACGCAUAAUCUUUAGUGUAAACUGUGAAGUGAUGUGUUUCGCAUUUUAUUAUUUUGCCGUUUAUAAAAGAAUAUUUAGUUACAUGGUCGUGCACCAUGUAGGCCGUAAGGAGCUGUGAACACCCUGAAAAGAACUUGCGUCCCUAGCUUAUUUUUGUCGAGAUAUUUAGUUUUUCUGGUAUUUUUAAGCACAACGCUGUGGUUCCUUUCAGAUACACCCGGAAAAUCAACUUUCGAAUGUCGACUUGAAACUUUUCACAGAGAAAGGUCUCAAUAAGACUAAUUAGUUUAUUCUGGAGGUUACAAACCUCUUGGUUGCUCCUAUCCUAAAAUAUGAAAAUUAUACAUUUUUGUGCUAUAAAUGAUGUGAAAAAUACUACUGUUUUCUUAUAUUCAUAUCUCGGGAUAGAAGGAAAUCAAAUAUCUGAAACUGCCAGAAUAAACUAGUCUUAUUGAGAUCUUUCUCUGUGCAAGUUUCAAGUCAAGAUUCGAAAGUUGAUUUUCCAGGUGUACCUGAAGGAAGACCACGGGGUUGUGCUAAAAAAAGCUGAAAAAACUAAAUAUCUCAACAAAAAUAAACUAGGAACACAAAUUCUUUUCAGGAUGUUCACAGCUCCUUAGAGUCUACAUGAUGCGCAUAGGCUCGACUCAAAAGCUAAUUGACACCUGGAAAAUUAGUCCUCAACACCGUCUUCUGCCUAUUGUGCGCCACAUCCGCAGGAAAACCCAUACCGAUACUCAAACCGAUACGCAGAGUCACAGCCAGCCGACACCCACACGCAGAUUCACAUCAACACCCAAAACAGAAAGAAAGCGAAAAAUAUAUAUAUAAAAUUUAAUUUCGUAAUACAAGUACUUUGUCCUUGUGUACUGCUGAUAAGACAUAGAGAUUAAAUGACAUAGAAGAUUGAUCUUGUUAAGUAGCAGUAGUAUUAACAUAGAAGGAGGAAGAAAAAAGAAAGAACACAUGUUUAUGUAAGUGAUAUUUUUUUUGAGUUCGUGUAGCAUUAACAUUAUAAUUAGAAAGGGUAAGUUUGUCAUGCAUCCGCCGUAGAGAAUCUUAAAAGCUUUUUUGUUGUCUGAGUCUGUCAUACUAUACGGUUCUUUCUGUCCAUUUCAGUUUAUCCAUUACGUGGAAGUUCCAUUAACAUUCAUCCAAAUGCUCAAUGGAAACAGAAUGGUAUCACUGUGGCUGGAGGAAAUGGAUAUGGCAAUGGAACCAAUCAACUCCACAACCCACAUGGUUUAUAUGUUGAUGAUGAAACAAUUUAUGUGGCUGAUCAAGCGAAUCAUCGUAUUAUGGAAUGGAAACGUGGUGCAACGAAUGGCCAAGUGAUUGCCGGUGGAAAUGGACAAGGAAAUGGUGCUCAUCAGUUGUCUGACCCAUAUGAUGUGAUUAUCGACAAACAAAGAGAUAGUCUCAUCAUCUGCGACUAUUCGAACAAAAGAGUGGCUCGAUGGCCUCGUCCAAAUGGAACAAGUGGAGAAACAAUCAUCACUAACAUCGAAUGUUUCGGUUUGACAAUGGACGAGGAUGGUUCUCUUUAUGUCGUUGACUAUGAAAAACAUGACGUGAGACGAUAUCGAAGAGGAGAAUCUCAAGCAACGGUGGUUGCAGGUCGCAAUCGAAGUGGAAAUCGUCUGUAUCAACUCUCUUACCCACAUUACGUAUUCGUCGAUCGAGAUCAGUCAGUGUAUGUGUCUGAUUGUUGGAAUCAUCGUGUGAUGAAAUGGGUGGAAGGUGCAAAACAAGGCACUGUUGUGGUUGGUGGUCAAGGAGAAGGAAAUGGUCUUACACAAUUGUCAUAUCCUCGAGGAAUCGUUGUCGAUCAAUUGGGCACUGUCUAUGUGGCUGACUCCUGGAAUGAUCGAAUCAUGCGUUGGCCCAAAGGAUGCACACAAGGAAGUGUCAUUAUUGGUGGAAACGGUGGAGGAGGACAAUCAAAUCAACUCAAUAGGCCCUUCGGUUUGUCAUUCGAUCGACACGGUAACCUCUAUGUCGUCGACUGGGGAAAUCAUCGAGUACAAAAAUUCAAUAUCGAAUUCAAUGGAUAG
Messenger RNA from Rotaria sp. Silwood2, 4035 nucleotides. Lineage: Eukaryota; Metazoa; Rotifera; Eurotatoria; Philodinida; Philodinidae. The record is from the annotation of a GenBank genome assembly.